UACACAACUCAAGAAGGAGGUCUCCCAGUACACAACUCACGAAGGUUUCAGUACCCCCGGUUAAGUAGGUAGGCCCUGGUGACAUCGGCAGCGUAGUCGCAUUUCAUAGAUAGCACAGGAACUGCAACAUGACGCAGCUGCUUUCUUGAUUGCAAUCGGAGGGUGAAGUGGACGUGAUGGGACACUCCUCUGGCCACUUUUGGAAGGGGAGUACGACUGCGGGUUCGGUCGUUCAUAUAGAAGCCGAAGAUGACAAUAAAUUCGCAUCACAUCUUCACAGACGCAUGAUUCAUCCCGCAAACACCGGUUGGCCUUCCUGGAGGUAGUCCAUGUACUAAAAGAGUAAUUGUUCAUCACAUCUAUUAUCAUCGUUUGUCAGACGGCUCAGACAAGUCUGAUCAAGAUGGAUCUCUUUGUGAACAAAAUGCUUGCCGAUUUUCGGCAAGUGAAGCAGAAAAUGGUGGAUAAACCGCUGGAGGACCUGAAGAAAACGGAGGAGAACAUGAAGCAGAAGAUUCUCGAGGCUCUGUUUGAAGACUCGCCGUCGCGCACGAGCAGCAGCAGCAGCAGCUCGAGACAAGGAAGGGAAGGUGGCACUGCUGGUGGGCAGCACUACUACAAUGCCUCCGUCGGAGGUACAAGCCACGAGCAGGACCGGGGUGCCAGCCGCUUCCCCGGGCCGCACUUGAGAGGACCGGGCACCACGCAGGGCGAAAGCCACAUGAAGCACGAUGCGUCCUCCUUACCGCCCGGCUUCGCUUCCGAAGAUUCCUCCGACAAUGAACGGAGUAGUUUUGCGGCGCUUUCUAGGCUCGGCCCGGAGGGGGCCAAGGCCAAUCUGCUGAAGAAUCGCUUUGGGGUACUCCGGGUGAAGUUAAAGGACGGCGCUACGGUGCAGGGGCUGCAGUUUUCCGAGCUUGUCAGCGACGUCAGCCUGUUAUCAAUUGCAAAUGUGUCUGGUGGGUCUGGAAGAAUGCGCGCGUUUGCCAUGCAUCCUGUGGACCACGACGCAGAUGGUCUGCAAUGUUGCAAUGUUGCGCGCAGAUGAAGCAUACCUACAUAGUGGCAACUUUUUUGGCGCUGUUCCUGCUGCGGCACAGAUACAAUUUCAUUUCUGUGACCGAGACUCAGUAUGACAAGUUGCAGCUUCACUCCAGAUCUAGACUCAUCAAUGUUCGGCAGUGCAUACCUAUGGCACGAGGAGACGGAGCUGGUGUCGGUCCGCAUCCAUGGGGGCCACGAAGCGAGUAACAGCACGAAGCCGGUCCGGCAAGCGGAUCCGGACUUGGAAGCGUGGCUCCUCCUGCCCCAGAACCUCAAUCUUUUCACGACGGACAUUGUGUUUAAGCUCUACGAUGGUGUGUGUAAGCGGUGGCGCGCUGGCUUCGAGGAAGCCGCCGUUAUCGGUUACUGUGUCAUUCCGCUUUCCGAGCUCUUCUCCGACUAUGAACUCUUGGAUACGACGAGUACUAGCAGCUCUACUUCAAGUAGUGCCACCAGCUCCGGCGCUGCGGAUCGCGAACUGGCUUCCGAGGACCAGAACGAGGAAAUAAAGCGGGACGGUUCGGAAGGUUUGGUUCAGCACCGCCAGCACUUCCCGCCCGUCGAGUCAGAUAUGUUUUCAGGUGAGAAGGAGCCGGCUUCGUCUGUAGUAGAGAAGGCGAAACCCAAGUUGGUUUCCUCGUCGGGAGCUGCUUCUGCCCGCGUCAAGAUGGAUGCGCGAGGGAAUGCCCUGCCCCCGCUGCGUUGGCGCGACUUUCUGACCGGACUGGAACCCCCGCAGGAGCUGAUAGAAAGAAGCGCCGCCCGCCCCGUGAGCACAGGAGUAGAGGCUGUUGUUGCAGCUUCUUCGGCGCGCAAGGGGUUUCAUUUCUUUCUCGACGACGAGGUGGAGUUCCCGGAAAGACAAAGUACAACAGGCAGCCCUGGGCGGGCCGUCUCAGGAGCAGACCAGAGCCUCACCUCGCUUGUUCCUACUGCCGCAGUAGAACGACCGACGUCGGUUGCUGCGGAAACUACUAUACGAAAAAUAUUAAAGUGGUUGUGCUCCCCCGCAUUCUUGGAGAAGUUCGGAAGGCAGUUGCGUCUUUUCCGCCGAGUGCUAUUGUACUGCAAGCUGUGGGCGUGGUACUUUUUCUGCGUCUACUGCUAUGCGCGGGGUUGCUACUAUGCGCGAAAGCUGUACUCCUUCCGAGAGAGCGUCGUGUAUCAGAAGACGCGGCACAUCGUGCAGCAUACUUUUUUUCGGCGGGAUUUCUUUGUGGAGGACAAAAUCUUCCGCAUCCUGCCGGCGUCCCUGCUGAAAAUCGAGGACGCGCGGUUUCCCUCGAAGCUCGUACCGGUGCGGGAGCAGGAUCUCAGCCGGGACGCACGCAAAAAGCUGCGGGCCGUCGUCUCGUCGCGCGCGGAAAGGGAAAUGCCCCAGGGUUCUCGAAGGGGUGGGCCUCCAGGGGCGCCGGCGAUAGGUCCGGGGAACGAGGGUGGCACGACCAUAGAUGGACGCAGUGGGAGGAGAAGUCCCAGAGUGAUGACUGGACGUCGCGCUGCAAAAAUGGAUGAUCCGCCGGAAGGAGAGGUCGAGCAACGAUCCGCAACAGGAGCAGUUGUGCAGCCAGCAGACUACGAAUCAUCCUCCGGAGGGAACAAGAUGAACGCGCCGCGAAUGAAGCCUGCCAACUUUUUGGAAACCCUGUUUGGUAGGUCCGCUGCGAAACCCGCGGCCGAACCUGCGGUGACAACGGUGCUUGGCCACCUCGUAGUGGAUUUCACGGUGUCGCUGCGGUGCAGCCCCCUGCAGAUAGCGACGACCGGAAAGAUGUACAUGCAGCAGGGAAGCGACGUCCUAGACGCCGUGGAAGCCGUAGCGGAGUUGGUGGCUCCGAAGCUGCUGCACAAGAACUCCUCAACAAAGGCGAGCGAUGCGCCCGCUCUUAUUUCGCCUGAAGCGGUCUUCACUGCCGGUGCCGAAGUUCAUCCGGACGGUGGAACAAAAAUGCGGGGAUUUUUUCCAUCCGGAACAAGCGCAAACAACGACGACUCGUUAAUGGCGCAGCCGGUAUUAACUACGGACCCGGCUGCUCGUGAGGCGCAGGAGCGCGACCACUUGGCAAACUUGGGCGGCCGCGAGGGCGUAAAUGACAAAGAGGCUGACGAUAAGAACAAGUUUCUGGUGGAAGUAGAUGUGGAAAGCGAAGAGAGCAGAGCACUAUUGUCGAGCUCGAAAGUAGGCGGGUCGAAGAUUGAAAGUGCGUCGUUGUCCUCGGCCGUUGUGCCCAAAGGAGAGCCGAUCAAGAAGAAUUAUGCAGGAGAACAGCGUGAUGAGGAUCAGAAAAGAAGACAGAACAGCACUUCUGCCCGGGAAGUAGAUCAUGGCAAGAAAGCAAGUUGUGAAGAUGUUGACGAGGAUAGUAUACAGGAGGAGCUGCACCACUCGGAGCGGCUGCUCGACUUGCAGUCUACGAAGGCACUGUACGAGCACGCACAUUUCCACACCGUCGGAGAAAACCUACAGGAUCUGGCAAGCAAGCCGUCGGCCUUGCAGCUGAGCCGCGAGAUCUCCAACACCGCCUUAGACCAGUUUCGGGAUCAAGUUUGGCCGGAUAGCGUGGGUUCCAAGUCCAGCCUGGCUGGCUACGAGCUCGAGGAGGUGGACGAGGAUAGUAACAUCAGUGCUCCCCUACCAGGACAACAAGAAUUGCCCGGCCCUCUUUCGCCUAGAAGUACAACGCCGGAUGGUGUUGAGGACGGGCCGCGGAAGAUAUUAAACAAAAAUCUCCUGGAGAAUUUGAAGCUUACAACCAAUGAGUUUUUCAAGGGCGCCGGCGAGAUGCUGAAGCAAAAACUCGCGCAGAACGCAGGCAGUCAGAGGCUAGUUGCACAAGAAGAAGUGGCCACGGAGGAGGUGGGAGAAGGUAGUGAAGAAGCGCCAAAUUACCCGCAGCCGGAUGGGGAGGACAGGUGGACAGAUGACAAGACUCCAGCAGAGGACGCAAAAAAGAAGAAACAGUUCAAACUGCGCACCACUGUCGAUCAGGAGCGAGAGAUGAACCAGGGAGCGGUGCGUGAUCGAACGCCGUCCGCCCACGGGUUGGCAACGUUACGAUUUCCGAGCACGCAGGUUGUGAUCGCACAGAGUUCAUCGUCGAAUCUGCAACACAGCCUCGACGAGAGCCAUUCCUUCCUUGGUUUGCGCGCAGUGGAGUCUGUCGAGCGGCAGUUUUCUACUAGCGGCAGCCACACGACGGAAGAUUUGGUAACACGCCGAGAACACGACGUGCGGCGGGAAAGCCUGCAGGUGCUCCAGCGGUCGCAGUCCCGAGAAGACGAUAUUGCGGCGCUGCGACUGCCGGCAGGGACGAGCACGACCUUUCGCGACUGCCGGCAGAUGAGCCAGCCCUUCGGGACGAACAAGGGUGGAGCGAGUUCUUUGGUGGCCGGGGAGGAAGAGUUUCUGUAUCCUGCAGGAAACAACUACAUCUUCAGUGGCCACUCAUUAAGCAAGACGUCGGAGUUGCUGGAAAGCAGCCGAGGACCCUCGCCGAAGCAGGGUGCCAGAACAGACGACGAAACUGGGCCGCGACAGGAGGCGGUGCAAGCACAAGCAGCGUCAGCCUGUCAGCCAAGCCGUCGAGGACUUUUGCACGGAGUGGACACGACCCGGCUGGGUGGGGUUUUCGCCGAUCCAGACGGGGACACCGUGGGCGAAGUAGACGGAGCAAGGAACCGCGUGCUGUGUCGCCGAGGCGAGGAGGCAACUUUCCGCAUUCACCAGGAUUUGCUCCUCAAUUUGUUGAAGGUUGCCAGCAACGAGCGUUCUACGCAAUCGCAAAGGAACCAAUUUAUCACCUCCAGCAACUACGUCGGAAGUACGGAAACCACAUCCGGUUGUGCCGGAAGAGCUGAAGUCGUCCACAAUGAGCACUCGAAUUCUUUUUUCGACGGCUUGAGACGACGAAUAAAAAAUUCGUCGACGAGAGAAGGAAAGAAAAAAGAAAAUGAAGCAGCGGCAAAAUCGAGGAGCGAAACAGCCGGAACCAGCAACAGGAAGAACGCAACGGCAAAAGCAAUUUCGACUGAACAAAAAACUAGUUUCGGCUCGGAAGAUCCGACCGGUGGAGCAAGCCAAUCCCAGGCCGUGGAGGAAACUAGUAGUCUUGUGACCAGCGCCCUGGACCAGCACUUGCCAGCGCUAGUGCGGAGUUUGUUCCCGCCAGCAAAAAUCGCAUCGGCGACAGAGCAGCAGCAGCUUUUCUUCCAAUCACCACUCGAGCAGCCUGUCGUGAUGAGCCCCACGGUGGAGGUUGCUGUGGGACCAAAAGGAAAAGGACCACGCACGUCGCCCCGCACUGCAGGCACAACGACGUUGAAGCACGUGCCUUCCAUCACCGGGGACGAGCAGCGCCUCCUGGCUUUUGGGGAUCACCUGCAGAAAUUGAGGUUCGAAUAUCGAGUAUUUCUACCACAGUGGACGGCGUUUUUGAAGCUCCACGAGGCUGCGACGGGUGCUGCUGGUGCUAGUGCUGGAACGACGCAGCAUUCGCGGGAAAAACCGCCACGGCAGAAGAACGUGCUCGAUAGGCAGAAGUACGAUAUUGAAGCUUCGGGCAAACGCAUCGUGGUGGGCUUCGAGCGCAUCGGCCAAGUGGUCGCGGAUUGGCCGAGCCUGCCGCAGAGCAGUUUUGGGAACCUUGUGGGGGCCUACGUCACCUUUGCGUUCCCGAGUUGGUCUUUUCCGCUUGUCUUCCUCGCCGCCUGCCUGCGCGAGGGCUACAAAAACGGCCGGCAGCAGCGGGCGAAGGUUUAUCUGCACGAGCAGGAGCUAGUGGCCAGAGUUGUAGCGGAUUUGGAGAUAUCGAAUGCAAGUAUAAUAUGUCUGGGUCCUGCUCCUGCUCUGGAUGGAAGCAUGCAAACUUGCGAUGCAGAUCCUGGAGUACGCAAACCAAAGACUUGUGUUGCAUGGUUGACCGCCAAAAGGUUUCUAUUUUCUGCUGUACAGGUAGGGCGUUUCUUGUGGGGGACAGGCAUCAUUCAAGAGGGCUGUUCAAAAUCUGAUCCAGUUUGGAAUGACAAAAACGCGCAAUCUACGCUCAGAACACCAGACAGAUUUAUUUUCAGCUGAUAGGAGCAGGAACAGCAGGAGCUGGAACUGCAAGAAUAUUCGGCCGAUGGCGACAUCGAGUCCAGCGCGGCGGGAGCAGGCUGCAUCGGUCGUGAGAGACAGCAGCGCACGAAGGUGAGGCGGCGCCCCGGCAGUUUGAACAAAGCGGGCCCACCUAAAGCCGCCACCUCCAAAGUGCAGCAACUGGCAGCGGCCGACGAAGAAACGUCAAGCAUCUUCGUGAAAAUGCGGGAAAUUGUGUUUGGCUUGCACAAGUUUUCGCAAAACGUAGAGAACAUUGCUUCGUUCAUGGAAAAAACUCGAUACUGGAUGUUUUUCGACGACAAACUCAUCUCCCUGAUCCUUUUCUCCGGGCUGAGCUGUGGCAUGAUUUUUCUCGCUGUGGUGCUCUACUGCAAUCAGUUUGAGCACCUGCUUCGGCUGGGGUUCGGCUUCAUUUUUGUAAAGCGAGCGUAUUUCGAUGACGAAAUGCCACCAAUUUUCUAUUUUAUCCCUGAUAACAAGGAGCAGGAGCAUCGGAGGCUCUACCGCAAGUACUGUUGACAGGACUUGCCGCUUUCAACGAAGACUCAAUUUUUUUUAGCUCCUAUCCUUAUUAUGAACCGUUCCUGUCCACCGGGAACAAUUACAAUUCCCACAAAACAGAAGCAAAAAUCUACCUGUAUUGGAAUCGAUUUUCCCACCCACAU
Messenger RNA from Amoebophrya sp. A120, 6807 nucleotides. NCBI's taxonomy places the organism in Eukaryota, Dinophyceae, Syndiniales, Amoebophryaceae. The record is from the annotation of a GenBank genome assembly.